Messenger RNA from Uranotaenia lowii, 1084 nucleotides. Its product is annotated as 1,5-anhydro-D-fructose reductase-like. Gene Ontology annotation, cellular component: cytosol. The transcript is spliced from 3 exons. NCBI's taxonomy places the organism in Eukaryota, Metazoa, Arthropoda, Insecta, Diptera, Culicidae. Bases 89 to 1051 code for a protein of 320 amino acids. Gene Ontology annotation, molecular function: aldose reductase (NADPH) activity. The record is from RefSeq and is a predicted model, not a curated record.
CAAAAAUAAUAUGUAGAUAUGUUCUGUUACCGCUUUGCCUUUCCAUCAGUGUUUCGCAGAGCAUCACUCGGAACAAUUCGACUGAAAAAUGGUUCAUCUAGCUCCUACAGUAACGUUAAACAAUGGUUGCAAGAUUCCAGCCUUAGGACUCGGUACGUGGUCGUUACGUGGAGAUGAAGGUAUCCGAGCGGUUAAAACCGCCAUCGACGAGGGAUUUCGACACUUUGACACAGCUUGCCUUUAUGGAAACGAGAAGGAAGUCGGUCAGGCAGUACGUGACAAAAUUGCCGAAGGUGUUAUUACCCGCGAAGAUGUCUUCGUAACCUCUAAGCUCUGGAAUUCACAUCACGAUCCUGAAAACGUUGAAGGAGCUUUGGAUCGAUCGCUCGCGAUGCUCGGUCUCGAUUACAUCGAUUUGUACUUGAUGCACACACCGAUGAGCUACAAAUUCAGCUCGUGGGAACCGGAAGAUCCUGAAGCCGCAACGGUUCCUGAAUUUACUGCCAUUGACUUCGUGGACACUUGGCGAGCCAUGGAGAAACUCUUGCAAACCGGUAAAAUCAAAAGUAUCGGGGUGUCCAACUUUAACAGCGAGCAGGUCGCUCGAAUCGUAAAUGAGUGCACGGUUGCCCCAGUCAUCAAUCAGGUGGAGUGUAAUCCGGCAUUAAACCAGCGUCAAUUGAUCGAGUUUUGCAAAAACCUAAACGUGGCCAUCACGGCGUACAGUCCACUAGGACGUCCCAAUUAUUACGAAAAAGAUCCCAUAAACGAGCCCAAGCCUGCCCUAGAUGAUCCACUUGUUCUAGCUUUGUCUCAAAAGUACGACAAAACCCCAGGUCAAAUCAUUCUGAGGUACCUAAUACAUCAGGGUACGAUUCCGAUUCCCAUGGCCGCUGAUCCGGAACUUAUUCGCCAGAAUAUCGAGAUAUUUAGCUUUAAGCUCUCGGAUGAGGAUAUCCAAGCCAUGUGGUCACUUAACAGCGGAAUCCGAACGAGUCCGCUGGAGCGUUGUGCUAGCCACAAAUACUUUCCAUUUGGUAUCGAGUUCUAGCAAAUUGAUGUUGGAUUAAUUAAAAAUAAAAAG